Fomitopsis serialis is the source of this 607-nucleotide messenger RNA. Its product is annotated as mago nashi. The record is from RefSeq and is a predicted model, not a curated record. Bases 57 to 506 code for a protein of 149 amino acids. NCBI's taxonomy places the organism in Eukaryota, Fungi, Basidiomycota, Agaricomycetes, Polyporales, Fomitopsidaceae. Gene Ontology annotation, biological process: RNA splicing. Gene Ontology annotation, cellular component: nucleus; exon-exon junction complex. The transcript is spliced from 7 exons.
AAACAAGCGCCUACGCACUCUGACCUGAACUCCAACCUCCUCGACGCAUCCUCGCCAUGGCUUCGCACGACAACGACCCCUUCUACCUUAGAUACUACACCGGCCACUCUGGAAAACACGGACACGAGUUCCUCGAAUUCGAGUACUCGCAUGGUCGUCUCCGAUACGCGAACAACUCCAACUACCGGAACGAUAGCUUGAUUCGCAAGGAAAUGUGGGUUGGGCCGCUGGUGGUGAAGGAGUUGAAACGCAUCGUGGAAUCGAGCGAAAUCACAAAAGAAGACGACACGAACUGGCCCAAGAAAAACAUCGUUGGCAAGCAAGAGCUCGAGAUUCGGGUAGGCAACGAUCACAUCGCAUUCGAGACGGCCAAGCUAGGGUCCUUGGUUGACAUCCAAGACAGUGAGGACCCUGAGGGGCUGCGAGUCUUUUAUUACCUUGUCCAGGAUCUGAAGUGUCUCAUUUUCUCGCUCAUUUCCCUGCACUUCAAAAUCAAGCCCAUCUAGGCGCGAUAUAUUUACCGCCCGGAUGUGGCCUGUCUCAUCGGUCUGGUGUAUGUAGUAGUAUGUGGCUAAAUCUUAUCUUGCUGCUCGCGUGUUAUGUCUCU